Messenger RNA from Neltuma alba, 1211 nucleotides. Its product is annotated as adenylate isopentenyltransferase 5, chloroplastic-like. NCBI's taxonomy places the organism in Eukaryota, Viridiplantae, Streptophyta, Magnoliopsida, Fabales, Fabaceae. Gene Ontology annotation, biological process: cytokinin biosynthetic process; tRNA modification. Gene Ontology annotation, molecular function: tRNA dimethylallyltransferase activity. Gene Ontology annotation, cellular component: mitochondrion. The transcript has a single exon. The record is from RefSeq and is a predicted model, not a curated record. The coding region runs from base 1 to 1008 and encodes 335 amino acids.
AUGAGUAUCAUUUCGGUGUCAGUGUGCAAAGUACAGCAAGCUUCUGUGAAUUUCGAAAGGGGACUGCGUAUGGAUCCUUUCUUCCACCGCCACCGUAAGGAGAAGGUGGUCGUCAUCAUGGGAGCCACCGGCUCCGGCAAGUCCAAGCUUGCCAUUGACCUGGCCACCCAAUUUGCUCCCGCAGAGAUCAUUAAUUCCGACAAAAUGCAAGUUUAUCAAGGCCUCGAUAUCACCACCAACAAGGUAACAGAACAGGAGUGUCUAGGUGUUCCUCACCAUUUGCUUGGCGUAGCAGAUCCCGACCUCGACUUCACCGCCGGCGACUUCAUCCGCCACGCCUCCUCCGCAGUUGAUUCCAUCGUCGACAGACAUUGCCUUCCCAUCAUCGCCGGCGGCUCUAAUUCCUACAUCGAAGCCUUAGUGAACCACCACGCUGAGUUUCAAACCAGGCUUGAGUUUUGCUUCCUCUGGGUCGACGUCUCGCUCCCGGUUCUCCACUCCUUCUUGUCGGACAGGGUCGACCGGAUGGUCGAAGCCGGUCUGGUCGAGGAGGUUCGACAAAUGUUCGACCCUUACGCUGAUUACACGAAAGGGGUAAGAAAAGCAAUCGGAGUUCCAGAGUUGGACCAGUUUCUGAGAGCUGAGUCGUCGUCGACGACGGACGAGAGGAGGAAGAAGAAGCUUCUUGAAGCUGCCAUUGGUAGGCUGAAGAUGAACAACUGCCGGCUUGCGAGCCGCCAGCUGCUAAAAAUUCAUCGGCUUCACGGCUUAUGGAAGCGGAAUAUGCAUCGGCUCGAUGCGACGGAGGCGUUCAUGAUGAGGAAUAAAGGAGAGGAAUCGACGGAGUCGUGGGAGAAUCAAGUGGUGAAGAAAAGCCGAAGGAUCGUCCACAAGUUCUUGUACGAGGAAAGCCAUAUUCCGCCGGCGGUGUCUUCCAAACCUGUGAUGAAUGUGCCACCGCGGCCGCCGCCGUCUUCCCUGGUGGCCAUGGCUACUGCAACUCAUUAGAGGUGGUAGGGCCAGAGAAUCUAUACAAAGUAAAGGUCACUGACUCACCAUUGACAUGCCUCCGAUCGAUGAUGACAGACAUACAUGUGUGUGUCUAUAUAAUACAUGUAUAUGUGUAUAAAUACGCACGCACAUACACAUACACAUGGCACGAUCAGUUUCGCAUCUUAAUUAACAGAAUACAACGUUAUAGGGAUAUAAAA